CGUGUUUGUCAAAAAAAUGGAAACUACAAACCCAAGUCGACAAAUGUAAUAAACAUUUAGUGGAAAAAGAGAAAACGAGAAGAUUUAAAAGAAUUUCGAGAAUUUAAUUGAAUUACUUAAAACGUCAAAUAAAUAGUAAGUCGCGGGGAACACCGUGGUUAGAUUUUUAACAGUAAACUCUUUUGGAAGUAGGAUUCGUCGAGGGGCAGCCGAGUCAUUUUGACGUCGACAUAUCUGUGCAAUCGGGCGCUUUUCUUUGUUUAUACUCUUGGAAUUGUGAAAUUGCAACUUGUGCUCUAUUUUACAUAUCGACAAAGUCUUUGAAAUUGAACGAUCAAAUAAAAGUUCAGUAAAUUUUAUCAGUUUGCUAUGUCUGGUGGAGCUUUAAUUACAUUAAAAGAAGAUGCAAACGACGCUGGUGGUAAUGCCAAUGGUGGGGGUGGCAGUUCCAACAUAGCAAGCAAUCAACCAACCUCCGGAUCCGGAAAUGCAAGUGCCGCUCCGAAUCAUAAUGCAAAUGGUAGUAAUGGCGGUCCCCCUGAAGGUACACGGCAAAACAGUUUGCAACGUAUCCAGCUUCGCAAACAAAAGGUUUUCAACUUGCCUGUUCCACAGAAAUUGGCGAAAUUAUCCAUGUACUCCGCGUGCCAGAGCGAAGGCUGCCGUUGCACUGGAUGGAAAACUCCUCAGGAAAAUCGUCACCGUGAUGUAGAAUCUUCAUCAUAUUGUCCCGAAUUCACCGAGGAAUGUCGCAGCUGUAGACAUACAUUACAAAACCAUAUUGCUCACCUUGAUGGAAUAUCUGGAUCACAAAUGAACGAACUUCUGGGUGCCAUUAUAGAUAUGGAAAAUUUGUUCAUGUCAAUGCAGCGUGUCGAAGAUGAGGAUACGAAAAAAGUGUAUCUGUACUUAUUUCGCCUUCUGCGUCAAUGUGUGCUAACUCGUCAGCAAGCUGUCAUUCGUGGACCAUUGGGUGAUCCACCAUUCGAGUCGCCAUGUAUUGCUAAAGCAGUUUCCUCAUUCGUCUUUUACAAGUACAAUCAUUUAAGCCAGACUGAGUUGCAGACGAUGACCGAGGUGGCAAAAACAUUUCUAAAUUUUUUAAAUCAUUACAACUUUGAACCGCCGUCUAUGCGUCGCACUGGGCUCACGCAUGAAGAUGUCUCAACGUAUAAAAUUAAUUAUACUCGUUGGUUAGUGUUUUGUCACGUACCCGCCUUCUGUAAUUCUUUGCGACAUUUCGAGACGUCGCUUGUAUUUGGACGAACUUUACUUCGUACCAUUUUUAAGUAUAUGGCAGAGCAGCUAAGAAAUAAGUGCUCUUCGGAACGAGAUCGUUUUCCAGCUGAUAAACGGUCAAUUAUAACACAAAUGCCAAAAUUCUUGGAUGCACUCAAAUCGGAACUAUUGAAAGAUGACUCGCCAAUUUGGGACCAGGGAUUUCGACCAUCCACGGCAUUUAUUAUACAACAACGUAAACGUCAGCAAGAAGCAAUUACAGGAGUUGCAGCAGGUAGUAAACGAACUGGAACUGGAGAGCCUGCACAUAAAAGAGCGAAAAAGGAAAGCAUUGAUCGGGCCAAUGGUGAUUCUCACUUUGAGGAUCUUUCUGACGAGACAGUUGUGCGUGCUAUGAAAGCUAUUUCCGAAUCAAAAGCGAUCAGUAAAGCGGAAAUCCUAUUUCCGGUAAACGUAUCCCGCGACGAGAACGUAAAAGCAGAAGAACAGCAGCGUGCCAUCGAGUUCCAUGUGGUCGGCAAUUCGCUAACAAAGCAAGUGGAUAAGCAAACAAUUUUUUGGCUUAUUGGCCUGCAAGCAGUAUUUGCAUAUCAACUGCCUGAAAUGCCGCGCGAAUACAUAAGCCAGUUGGUUUUUGACACUAAACAUAAAACACUGGCACUUAUAAAAGAGAAUCAACCAAUUGGUGGUAUUUGCUUUCGCCCCUUUCCCAGUCAGGGCUUCACCGAGAUAGUGUUUUGCGCCGUCACCAUGUCCGAGCAAGUUAAAGGCUAUGGUACACACUUGAUGAAUCACCUAAAGGAUUACAGCAUUAAACAUGGCAUUCGACAUUUGCUAACUUACGCUGACUGUGAUGCCAUCGGUUAUUUUAAGAAACAAGGAUUCUCCAAGGAUAUAAAAUUAGCGCGUCCUGUGUAUGCUGGUUUUAUUAAAGAGUAUGAUGGUGCUACACUAAUGCAUUGCGAAUUGCAUCCAAGCAUCGUGAAUACGCAAUUUAUUUCAGUGAUACGCAAGCAAAGCGAAAUUUUGAAAGAAUUAAUCGCACAGCGCCACAAUGAGGUACAGAAAGUGCGCCCUGGCUUGACAUGUUUUAAAGAGGGGCUACGCUCCAUACCCAUUGAAUCGAUACCAGGAUUGCGAGAGAUUGGUUGGAAGCCGCAAAUGCGUGCACAGCGUACUGCACGUCCACUUGAAGAAUCUACCGACCCUGAAAAAUUGGCUGCGUCGUUCUCUGCCGUUCUGCAAUCGGUGCGUCAGCAUCAAGCAGCUUGGCCAUUCCUACGCCCAGUAACCACCGCUGAAGUACCCGACUAUUAUGAUCACAUAAAAUAUCCAAUGGAUUUAAAGACGAUGGGCGAACGCCUUAAACAAAGCUACUAUGUGACACGACGCCUCUUUAUGGCUGAUAUGGCGCGCAUUUUUUCAAAUUGCCGCUUUUAUAAUUCGCCAGAAACUGAAUAUUAUCGCUGCGCUAAUUCAUUAGAACGUUAUUUUCAGACCAAGAUGCGGGAGUUGGGGCUAUGGGACAAAUGAUGUUGCGCCCUCAAUGCCGCCGUCGAUAUGCUUAGCGAGCACGAACACGAUGCCGAUGAGCAUAGUGCAAGCAAUCCGGCAGCAACAACUACAGAUAAUAUGAAUAUGCAGCAGAUGGAAACUAGUGGUAGUGGCUGCAGCGAUGGUGGCACUAAAACCAUGCUAGCUGUUAACUUGGGCGUAAUAUCCGCUUUGCCAGAAGAUAUAUUUAAAAAUUAGUUCGCUCCUAAAAAAAGCGCUCAUAUGUUGAUGUAUGUAAAAUUACCUAAAAAUAUGUAAAUAAACCGCUAAUUAGAUAACACAUCAAAUAAAUAUUUAGCCUUAAUUUUUCAAACAUAAAAAUAAAAAUAAAAAUUCUAAAUGUUAUACAUUUGCGGAAGCCAAACUCUAAUGCUUCGUUUGGAGUAAAACAAAUAAAUUAUUAAUGCAUACAUAUUUAUGUAAAUACAUACAUACAUCAUAACCAUAUUCGAAUAAAAUAGAUGUUAUAAUAAUAAAACUUUCAA
Messenger RNA from Anastrepha ludens (Mexican fruit fly), 3278 nucleotides. RefSeq names its product histone acetyltransferase KAT2B (gene Gcn5). Lineage: Eukaryota; Metazoa; Arthropoda; Insecta; Diptera; Tephritidae. Gene Ontology annotation, molecular function: histone H3 acetyltransferase activity; protein binding. The coding region runs from base 370 to 2772 and encodes 800 amino acids. The transcript is spliced from 3 exons. Gene Ontology annotation, cellular component: histone acetyltransferase complex; nucleus. Gene Ontology annotation, biological process: positive regulation of transcription by RNA polymerase II; chromatin remodeling. The record is from RefSeq and is a predicted model, not a curated record.